AAACAGAGCCCUUUCUCGGCAAACUGAGUCGUACUGAUUUGAAACUCGUUGGGGCAGACCUGAAGUACAUAUUAGAUCUGUUCUGUGCCCUGUCAGUGGCAAUCAGCCGAUCACAGUAGGCCGGAGAAGAUGAUCGUCUGCGUCGCCGUAGUCGGCCACCAGAACAAUCCGCUUUACAUACAGAGCUUCACGGAGGCCGAUGAUGCGCUGAAGCUUCAUCACAUAGUUCAUUGCUCCUUGGACGUCGUCGACGAAAGAGUAAACAAUCCAAAAAAAUCUGGACCGACACUUAAUGAAACUUUUCUUGGCUUGCUAUAUCCAACUGAAAACUACAAGGUAUAUGGUUAUUUGACUAACACAAAGGUGAAAUUCAUCUUGGUGACCACAGACCUUGAUGUCCGAGAUGCGGAUGUGAGAAAUUUUUUCAGGAGGUUCCAUUCAGCAUAUGUUGAUGCAGUGUCGAACCCAUUUCACGAGCCAGGGAAAAAGAUAACUUCCAAAACUUUUGCUGAAAGGGUUAGUAAUAUUGUGAAGUCAUUUGGGCUGAGUUCAGGUGCAUGAAUUUCUGCUGCUGCUUUGGGGCUGAUACUUUCAAAACAAUCCUUGCUGUGGGUGGAGGUACCAACGGUUUUCCUUUCCUUUUUGUUGUAUCUUUAUACUUUCACCUGCUUUUGACCUUGUAGUAUUGUUGGGCUUAAUUUUGCUUAUCCAAGUCUACUUUGAGAAGAUAUUCAAACAUAAUUUAGCGUGGAGUGCAGUUUUAAGCGCUUGAAA
This is a messenger RNA of Diospyros lotus (date-plum), 774 nucleotides long. RefSeq lists its product as uncharacterized. Gene Ontology annotation, biological process: endoplasmic reticulum to Golgi vesicle-mediated transport. The transcript is spliced from 5 exons. The record is from RefSeq and is a predicted model, not a curated record. Lineage: Eukaryota; Viridiplantae; Streptophyta; Magnoliopsida; Ericales; Ebenaceae. Gene Ontology annotation, cellular component: nucleus; TRAPP complex; cytoplasm. Bases 130 to 561 code for a protein of 143 amino acids.